Molecule: messenger RNA, 2313 nt
Organism: Drosophila rhopaloa
Lineage: Eukaryota; Metazoa; Arthropoda; Insecta; Diptera; Drosophilidae
Gene: rumpel
Product: sodium-coupled monocarboxylate transporter 1
Exons: 5
Coding region: 392-2197 (601 amino acids)
Biological process (GO): sodium ion transport; transmembrane transport
Cellular component (GO): membrane
Molecular function (GO): symporter activity
Source: RefSeq, a predicted model, not a curated record
CAGCUGGUACGCCGGCGAGUCAGCUGUUGCUCCAGAUCCAGGGAAAAGUUAGUUGCCAUCGCGGCAGCCACGCGAAAAGUGACGACGAUCUCGCCGACUGUGUGUGUGUGUGUGUGGUGUGUCAUAAUAUCAUUAAUAAAAAUAUAAAACAAUAAUAGUCGGUGGCUGUGUGUGGCAACAGCACAAUUGCACUUCCAUCUCACUGAGAUCUGGGAUGUGGAAUCAGAAAUCUGAAAUCUGAAACCCGAGCCAAAACCCACCAGUCACCUCUGAUGCGUGCCUUCGAGCGGUGCGAUCGGUGCGCUUUUCUUUUCCUCCUUUUUCAGCUGUUCUCUCUGUCGUUUUUUUUUCUGUGUGUGAGCCAGUCGAGUGGCGGAAAAGUGCCGGGAAAAUGCACGUGGAGGAGCUGAGGGCCAGUCUGCAGAGCUUCGGCUGGCAGGAUUACCUGGUCUUCUGCCUGAUGUUGGCCAUCUGUGCCGUGAUCGGGAUUUACUUCUGCCUCCAGUUGCGAAGUGAGUCCAGGAAGCAGAAAACGCACGGUUCUGAGGAGGCUGCGAAUAGUGCCGCCUCCUAUUUGGUGGGCGGCAGGCAGAUGAAGAUCUUCCCCAUCACCAUGUCACUGAUAUCCAGCUUCAUAUCUGGAAUCACGCUUUUGGGCACUCCCACGGAGGUUUAUCUCUAUGGAGGUCAGUACAUGUACAUUAUGGGAUCGCUGGUUCUGAUGGGCUUCUGCAUGUACUACUUCUUCCUGCCGGUCUUUCACGAACUCAAUUUGAUAUCUACCUAUAAGUACCUGGAGCAGCGUUAUAAUAGAAGUUUGCGACUUUUUGGCUCUGUUAUGUUUAUUGUGGCAUCGCUCCUUUGGCUUCCGAUAGUGAUCUAUGUGCCGGCAAUAGCCUUUAAUCAGGCCACCGGAGUCAACAUCCAUAUAGUGACGCCCAUCGUCUGUGUGGUGUGCAUAUUCUACACCUGCAUUGGAGGUCUGAAGGCGGUGGUGUGGACGGAUGUCAUCCAGACCAUAAUCAUGUUCGGAGCGAUGGCCUUGGUCCUGAUCAAGGGGACCCUGGACAUCGGAGGACCCGGAGUGGUGUGGCAAAGGGCCCAGGAGACGGCUCGCCUGGAGAGGCCCAACUUCAGUGCGGAUCUGACCGAGAGAUACACGUUCUAUUCCCUGGUUUUGGGCGGUGUAGCCCAUUGGCUCAAAUCGAAUGCGAUCAGUCAGAACAUGAUCCAGAGGUAUUUGUCACUGCCAACGUUACGAGAUGCGCGAAUUGCCAUCUGGACCUUUAUAGCCGGCGUCUUGGCCUUCUUGAUGAUUUGUGGCUACACGGGUCUCUUGAUUUACGCCACCUAUGCGCAGUGUGAUCCGCUGGAAACCAAAUUGGCCCAGAGAAAUGAUCAGCUUUUGCCGCUUCUGGUGAUGGAGACUUUGGGCUCGUAUCCGGGACUACCUGGAGUAUUUGUAGCCGGUGUUUUCAGUGCCGCUCUGUCAUCGCUAUCCACCGGAUUGAACUCACUCUCCGCCGUGGUUCUGGAGGAUUUCGUGAAGACCUUUCGCAAGAGUCCACUGAGCGAGGCACAAACCGCUUUUGUGAUGCGAAGUGUGGUCGUGGUAUUUGGCAUUAUCUUCGUGGCCCUCGUUUUUGCCGUCGAGAAAUUGGGGGCAGUCCUGCAGUUGACCAUCACACUUUCGUCGGUGGCAAAUGGACCGCUUCUGGGCAUCUUCACCGCAGGCGUUAUGUUGCCAUGGGUUAAUUCCAAGGGAGCCCUGCUCGGCGGCUUCAGCUCGCUGGUGGUCAUGGCCUGGAUGUGUGUGAGUGCCCAGCGGGAUCUGGUCACCGGGGAUCUGGUCUACAAGAGGAAACCCUACUCCACGAUGGGCUGCAAUUACACGUUCGCCGGAGAACCGCGGGAGUUUGCCAGUCUGGCGCUAGAUGGUGACUUCAGCUCCAGCCCGAGUGGUCCCUUCCAGCUGUACCGCAUCUCGUAUCUCUACUUCACGCUCUUCGGAGCCCUGACCACCAUCGUCGUGGCCCUGGUCACGAGUCUCCUGCUGAGGGAAUCGGAUCUGGAUGGAGUGGACACCCGUCUGCUCACGCCAUUCGUGAGGCGUUGGUUGGAGCGACGUCGCCACCGACGAUCGGUGAUUCCGGAUCCUGGCCAGAAGUCCGGGAACAAACAGGAGACGAGAACGUGAUAAGGGGAUGAUUACCCCUGUCCGGUUGUUUGGGCGGUGGAGAAGGCUGACCGGCAUCAUCCUGGCAAUGUUCCUUUUUGGUAGCUUAGCAAAUAUUUAAAAUAAAACACAAUUCA